AUAGUGAGGAGACUUCGACCUAAAACAACCAGGCACAAAGACAGCCAAAGGCCAUGUUCAGACGAUGGAAUUUCUGCAAUUCAGCAUAAUUUCAGUUCCACAAAGGAUGCUAAAUGGAAUUGCGGAAUUCACCAAUGCAAAAAAGAAAAAGCCUCAGUUUAUGGAAUGUUUUCUCUACUCAGAAAAUGUCCAUGCAAAGUGGAUUUGCAAAUAUCAUCACGUUUUAAGUAUGGAUCCCAUAACGCUGGCUUCACCCAAUAAAUACUUUACAGAAAAUCAGAAGAAAUAGAUAGCUGGUAUUUCUAGCGAGAAUGGAAUGCUGUGAGUCCAUGGAUAAACUUCUGGCCAAUAAAGAUGGCCUGACUGCAUUCAGAAAUUUCUUGAAGUCAGAAUUUAGUGAUGAAAAUAUUGAGUUCUGGAUGGCCUGCGAGGACUUCAAGAAAACCAAAUCUCCCAGCCAACUGGCCAUUAAAGCCAACAAAAUAUAUAGUGAAUAUAUUAAGACUGAGGCUCCACGAGAGGUAAACAUUGAUUGCAAGACAAGAGAGCUGAUCUCCAGGAAAGUCUCCCAACCCACAGCGGAGUGUUUCGAUCACGCUCAGGAACUUAUCGUGUGUCUUAUGGCAAGGGACUCAUUUCCUCGCUUCAUGCGGUCGGAGCACUAUAAGGAGCUGGUGAAGAAGCAACAAGAGAACGGACAAAAGAGAUGGCUGUCCUUUUAGUAAACUACAGGAGGAAAACACAAAAGAUCUUUGCAGUUCAAAUAAAUGAAUAGUGAAAUGUAACAGAUUUUACAUGUAAGCAUAGAGCAUUGGUGAGUGCAUCACAUACUUCAUUCUUGUAAAAGGGGUACUCCACUGGAAAAAACAUUUUCCAAAUCAACUGGUGCCAAAAAUGUUUAACAGAUUUGUAAAUUACUUCUAUAA
Hyla sarda is the source of this 926-nucleotide messenger RNA. RefSeq names its product regulator of G protein signaling 21 (gene RGS21). Bases 312 to 722 code for a protein of 136 amino acids. The record is from RefSeq and is a predicted model, not a curated record. NCBI's taxonomy places the organism in Eukaryota, Metazoa, Chordata, Amphibia, Anura, Hylidae. The transcript has 5 exons.